Messenger RNA from Rattus rattus (black rat), 2805 nucleotides. It is a transcript of the gene Egln3, whose product is annotated as egl-9 family hypoxia inducible factor 3. Gene Ontology annotation, molecular function: peptidyl-proline 4-dioxygenase activity; L-ascorbic acid binding; ferrous iron binding. Bases 190 to 1257 code for a protein of 355 amino acids. The record is from RefSeq and is a predicted model, not a curated record. Gene Ontology annotation, cellular component: nucleus; cytoplasm. The transcript has 5 exons. NCBI's taxonomy places the organism in Eukaryota, Metazoa, Chordata, Mammalia, Rodentia, Muridae. Gene Ontology annotation, biological process: cellular response to hypoxia; peptidyl-proline hydroxylation to 4-hydroxy-L-proline.
GAUCCAGGUUUUCAAGUUUGUUAGGGGAUUUAAUGCAAAUCAAUAUGCAAAUCGAGAGCAUUGAGAGAAAAAAAAUCCAGUCCUUUCUCCGGUCACACACAGGUUAGCUAAUGUGGAGCUCGCCCAGAUGCUCCGCAGCACCAGCUCAAGGGGAAGGGCCAGGAGGAGGGCAGUCCCGGGGGCGGGACCAUGACGUUAAGGUCAAGGCGGGGCUUCCUCUCGUUCCUCCCCGGGCUGCGGCCGCCGCGGCGGUGGCUCCGCAUCUCCAAAAGGGGCCCUCCGACUUCUCACUGGGCCAGUCCGGCGCUGGGUGGCAGAACUCUACACUACUCCCGCCGGUCUCAGAGCGGGACUCCCUUCUCUUCAGAGUUUCAAGCAACUUUCCCCGCCUUUGCAGCUAAAGUGGCUCGGGGACCGUGGCUGCCGCAGGUGGUAGAGCCCCCGGCCCGGCUCUCUGCAUCUCCGCUGUGCGCUCGCGCUGGGCAAGCCCUCGGUGCGUGCACCCUGGGGAUCCCCCGCCUCGGCUCUGUGGGCGAGAUGCCUCUGGGACACAUCAUGAGGCUGGAUCUGGAGAAGAUCGCCCUGGAGUACAUCGUGCCCUGUCUGCACGAGGUCGGCUUCUGCUACCUGGACAACUUCCUAGGCGAGGUGGUGGGCGACUGCGUACUGGAGCGAGUCAAGCAGCUGCAUUACAACGGGGCCCUGCGUGACGGCCAGCUGGCGGGGCCCCGCGCCGGCGUCUCCAAGCGGCACCUGCGAGGCGACCAGAUCACGUGGAUCGGGGGCAACGAGGAGGGCUGCGAGGCCAUCAACUUCCUCCUGUCCCUCAUCGACAGGCUGGUCCUGUACUGCGGGAGCCGGCUGGGCAAAUACUAUGUCAAGGAGCGGUCCAAGGCGAUGGUGGCUUGCUAUCCAGGAAAUGGAACAGGUUAUGUUCGUCAUGUGGACAACCCCAAUGGAGAUGGCCGCUGUAUCACCUGUAUCUACUACCUGAAUAAGAAUUGGGAUGCCAAGUUACACGGAGGGGUCCUGCGGAUAUUUCCAGAAGGAAAAUCAUUUGUAGCAGACGUGGAGCCCAUUUUUGAUAGACUUCUGUUCUUCUGGUCAGACCGCAGGAAUCCACACGAAGUUCAGCCCUCCUAUGCCACCAGGUACGCCAUGACUGUCUGGUACUUCGAUGCUGAAGAAAGGGCAGAAGCCAAAAAGAAAUUCAGGAAUCUAACUAGAAAAACUGAAUCUGCUCUUGCUAAAGACUGACGGUGGUGUGAAGUCCGCUGGCCGCAUUCGUUUAGUGACAGUUCCUGAAAUGUUAAGUGUCAAGAUCCAAAGACUCUGUCCAGUCCCCUGCCUACCGCCUGCAUCGUUUGGUUCCCUACCUUGUUUGUGGUACUUCGUGUUUUCUUGCUGGGAAUGCGUUGCCCUCCAGACACUCUCUUUGCCGGAUGAACUCAUUUGCUAACUCCAGAAACACCUGCAGACAUCCUAGCUGGCCAGCGGUUGAACGGAUAGAUCUGGGAAUGCGGCUGUUCAGCCCAGGAUUAACUCGUGUUCGCACUUUAUGCAUACUUCCUGGUCUGAUAGGAGGAGGUUUGCGAAGAAAUAAACCGGUGACAGAUGCCACAAAGAGGCACCCUUGAAACCCUAACAGCAAGAAAGAGACAGAUCUGAACGAUUUCCAGAUGUUGUUAACCCGAGACUGGACGAUUAUGGACGACCUGAUGACAUUAUCGCCUCUAGAAAGGGCUGCUGUCAUAGCGAUCGAUUUAUAAGUGUCCCACGGUGGAUGCUCCUUUUUCCUGGUCCUACAACCUGUUCUUUCUGAAGGUCAUUGCUAAAUCGAUGGCUCCCUUGUCGAACACGACCCUAGCCUGUAUGCUCCGUUUUUACUUCUUAUUUGGGGAACCUAAUUAUCCAGAGAAUAAAACUCGCCAGGUAGUUUGGGUUGUUUUUCUGGUACUGAAAUGUGAAGUUAAAUGAGAGGACAGGAAGCGUCCUGGUAAUUUAGCUUCUGCUAACUGUGGGAAGAGCAAAGCCUAGCGGUAUGCGAUGACCACGAGUACAGUGAGCAGUUCGAGAGGGAGAUGUGGUUGGAAGUGCAGACAGCCCCCUUUCAUCAUGUUCCCUUUAACUGUUCUUCGUUCACGGCUAAGAACAGCGUGUUGUACUCUUAAAAGAUAUGGAAAUAAAAAGACCUCAAAGCUAUCGGAGUUCUCCCACAUUGUCUGCUCUGCCAGCCUCGCUUUAGCCGUCUUGAUCCUUGAGAGCAACUGGUUGGUAGUGCAGCCAGUGUUGUGGAAUUUCCUAGAACUGUGGGAGGUUCUCCUGCUGCAGGAUGCAGGUGCCGCUUCCCCCAGAACUCUGUACGAAACACCCAUUUUACGGAAGUUAGCCAUCCUAGUUUUCGCUGCUACUUCCCCAUCUUUCGAACCUCUUUAAUUUCCUUGCUAGAAUCCCACAAGCAGCACAGAUCCGAGAGUGUUUUAUUUCAUCGUGUUCAGCCAUGCAGACUUUCCAAGAAAGAAGUUGAUACUUUUCCUUUUUUUUUGGAAAGUGUCCAGGAAGAACUGUCAUUCCUUCCCCCAUGGCUCUGUUUUGUUUUAUUUCCCACCUUCUAACUUACAAUGUCAUUUCCUUAUUUAUUAUGUUUAUUGUCUUGUAGCCUAUGAUGUCUAGAGUGUUAAACACAACGAAGGCAGGGAUUUUGUACGUUUUUGAUCCAUGCAGCAUGUUCCCAGCACCUAAGCUAACAUACAGCAAGCAACGGCUUACCAAACACAUGUUCAAUAAACUCAGUCGCCUCUGUAA